AUGCAGGUCAAAUACUUUGAUUCCGGUGACUAUAAUAUGGCUAAAACGCACGUCACACCGAAUGCGGUCCGUGACGCUCCAACCGGAGAGACAAUCCCGACCCCGGAGAACAUUCCAACCCUACGAAACAAAAAUGUUUCACCCCAACUCACUUUGGGAUCGCAUAUUGCUCCGCCCACAUCACCCGCUCGAACAAGCCUAAAUUUGAGCAUAUCACAUGCACAACCGCAUCCGCAGCCGAAUGUGAGUCAGUGA
Echinostoma caproni is the source of this 255-nucleotide messenger RNA. Lineage: Eukaryota; Metazoa; Platyhelminthes; Trematoda; Plagiorchiida; Echinostomatidae. The record is from the annotation of a GenBank genome assembly.